AUGCUUACUCUCAAACUUUUUGUUUACACAGUAGUAAUAUUCUUUGUUUCUCUCUUCAUUUUCGGAUUCCUAUCGAAUGAUCCAGGACGUAAUCCUGGACGCGAAGAAUAA
Messenger RNA from Beta vulgaris subsp. vulgaris (sugar beet), 111 nucleotides. NCBI's taxonomy places the organism in Eukaryota, Viridiplantae, Streptophyta, Magnoliopsida, Caryophyllales, Amaranthaceae. The record is from the annotation of a RefSeq genome assembly.